Messenger RNA from Cucumis sativus (cucumber), 4371 nucleotides. RefSeq names its product DENN domain and WD repeat-containing protein SCD1. The record is from RefSeq and is a predicted model, not a curated record. Gene Ontology annotation, molecular function: protein binding. Gene Ontology annotation, cellular component: cytoplasmic vesicle. The coding region runs from base 250 to 3879 and encodes 1209 amino acids. The transcript is spliced from 31 exons. Lineage: Eukaryota; Viridiplantae; Streptophyta; Magnoliopsida; Cucurbitales; Cucurbitaceae. Gene Ontology annotation, biological process: regulation of Rab protein signal transduction.
GGGAUAACCGGCAACCGGCCACGUAUAUACAUUUUCCGGUUUGGAAAAUCUAAUCGCGCGUCAUUCCAGGACGGACUACAGAGUAGUUCUUCGUCUUCCCCUCCAUUUCUACUCCGUAUGAUUCUACUCAUCUCUCCUUCCAUCAAUUCCACAUUCUGAGUUGGAUUCCACCUUCAAGAUCAGCUGCAACUCCUCGAUUCCCUCUCUAGAAUCAAUCACGGACACGAUUUAAUCGGCCAUCGGUGUUGAAUGGCUCGGAUCUUUGAGUAUUUCGUGGUUUGUGGGAUCGGGCCCGAGAUUCGUACUCUAGAUGGAAACAAGGGAUUUCAUGGAUUUGGUUACUUGUAUUUACCAUCUCUUCUCGACCAGUAUCCUCCUUCCAACAAUUCUCGUUGUCCUCCUCCACCACCUCAGCUCCCAACGUGUGUUUUACCAGCUGGGGUUGAGUUUUUUUCAUCGGGAUAUGAUUCCAGCGACGCCAGCACUUUUCCGCGGAGUUAUCCGAUUGUUUUGACGGAGGGCGAUGGGUCAAAAAUUUAUGUCAGUUGCAUUGCUUUUAGAGACCCUGUUAGUGAGGACAUUGCCGAAGCUUAUCGCAUUCCACCGAAUUCUUAUGCUGAUAAAUGUAUCUGUAUUGUUUCGCGUUCACCCAGCUUCCGUGUACUUAAAGAUGCAUUGGAGGAACUGUUUGCAUUGUGCUUCUCCAGCAGUGGAAGUAGCAAGCCUCUGUGGGAUAUCAUAGCACACAUAGUCUCCAAUGUACCACUGUCUACUCCUGGGAAGGAUCGGAUUUUGUUUGGCAUUGAGAAUUGCCUUCUUUCCGUUCAGGCUCCGUCCAAGGAUGGGCUUCCCUAUGCUGAUAUUUCGUUUCAGCCGCUUACGCAGUGCUUAGAUUUGGAAAACGUAAUCAAACUCUUCACUGCUGUCUUGCUGGAGAGGAGGAUUCUUCUUCGAUCGAACAAGUAUUCGCUCCUAACUCUUGUAUCAGAAGCCAUUUGUCAUUUAAUAUAUCCAUUUAGAUGGCAGCAUGUCUACAUUCCGUUACUCUUUUUCAGUGGAGUAGACUAUAUUGAUGCUCCCACACCAUAUAUGAUGGGUCUUCAUUCAGGUGUUGAUACAUCUUAUCUGGCAAUGGAUGGUGUUGUUGUAGUGGAUCUUGAGUAUAAUUGUAUCACAACUACUGAGGAUAUACCACCUAUUCCAGAACCAGAACUUGGAUCUUUGCGUAGUGAGCUGAUGAAGUUAUUAUAUCCCAAUGUUGUUAGCAUAGAUCAAAUGAGAUCUGAUUUGCGUAGCGCAUCUGAGCAGUACCCUAGAGGUAGCAGCAAGCCUUGGGGAGAAAACCAAGACCUUCAGCUUAGGUUGAUAUUUUUAAAAUUCUUUGCAUCACUCUUAAGUGGCUAUCGCAAUUUUGUAGAAAGCAAUGCGACUGAUGUCUUCAAUACACAAGCAUUCUUGAAGAAGCGUUCACGAUCGACUAAUCAACCAGAAGAUCCCAUGAUAACUCAAUUCCUGGAGUCCCAAGGAUUUCUAGACUAUCUAGAGAGAUGCAUAGGUUCUGAUGAAAGUAAUAAUAAUAUUCUUGACAAGUUACAAGAUGCAAUUGGGAGGGGUCAAAAUCCUCUUUCAAUUCUUCCGCCAUUGGUUGAACCUGAGAUCAUAACAAUCUCUGACCCUGAUUUGGGAACAUCAGGUUCUGGUGCCAAGUACACUUAUGAUAGAUUUCCUUCAAACAUUAGAACUGAGGAGCAGGAAGAAAAGAGAAAACAAAUUCUAGCAGCAGCUAGUGGAGCUUUUGAAUACUCUGGAAAACAUAAUCCUAAUUCACCUUCUAUAUCGACGGGCAAGGAUCUGAAAGCAGAAAGCCUCAGUCCAAUGGAGAGACAGGCCGAAAGAGAUCGCAUGGUUUUGGACAUUAAAGUCAAGCUACAGGGUCUCUGGCUACGCCUUCUGAAACUGGGUGCAACUGAUGAUCCUCUUUCUUCUUUUGAAUAUGGCACUAUUCUUGCUUUGAUUGAGUCUGAUGCAGAGGGAAUUGGUGGUAGUGGGUUUGUUGAGUGCAUUAGUGAGCAUAUAAAUACAGGAUGGCUUUGUCAGUUAACCGAUGAACAAUUUAUUGCUGUGAAAGAACUGCUAAAAACAGCAAUCAGUCGUGCAACUUCACGAAAUGAUAUAUUGACAAUUAGGGAUGCCCUUGAGGUGUCUGGUGAAAUGUUCAAGAAAGACCCCAAUAAUGUUCCUGAUUACAUCCAACGCCAUCUUAUUUCUCUAUCUAUAUGGGAGGAGUUAAGGUUUUGGGAAGGUUAUUUUGAUUACUUGAUGGAACGGUCUUCAAAUAAAAGCGCCAAUUAUGCAUCUCAGGUUUCUGCACAGCUAAUUGUUAUGGCAUCACAUAUGGCUGGGCUUGGGCUUCCUGACACUGAUGCUUGGUACAUGAUUGAGACAAUUGCGGAGAAAAACAGCAUUGGAUACAAGCAACUCAUAAAGCUCCGAGGUUUCUUAUCCCAUAUCCAGCAGCUGCGCAUUAGUUAUUGGGGGCUCUCUUCUGUUAAGUCUCAGUCCAUAUCUGCUCAUGCAUUGCCAUCUCCACGCCCCAAAGAUGGAUCUGAUCAGAAUCAGCAACCUGCUGAGGCUUCUGUUGUUGGAAGAAGUUGGGUUCAGAGCAUGUUCAGCAGGGAUACAUCUGCAAGGAUUAACUUAGGUCGUAGUGGUCGUUGGUCUUCCGAUGCCACAAGUGAGAGCGGUACUCCUCCACGACAAGAUUUAUCCUCAGCCGGGCAGAAAAAGGUUCAAAGCAAUAUUCGCGUCCUUAGGGGUCAUAGUGGAGCUGUGACGGCACUUCAUUGUGUUACGAAAAGGGAGGUGUGGGACUUGGUGGGAGACCGUGAGGAUGCAGGUUUCUUCAUUAGUGGAAGCACGGACUGCUUGGUCAAGAUAUGGGAUCCAAGUCUUCGUGGUUCUGAGUUGCGAGCAACUUUAAAGGGUCACACAGGACCUGUUCGUGCGAUUAACUCUGAUCGAGUAAAAGUAGUUUCUGGGUCUGAUGAUCAGUCAGUGAUUGUAUGGGAUAAGCAAACAACCCAGCUUCUAGAAGAGCUGAAAGGCCACGAUGCACAGGUCAGUUGUGUUCGUAUGCUAUCAGGUGAACGUGUCCUUACGGCUGCACAUGAUGGAACUGUGAAAAUGUGGGAUGUCAGAACUGAUACUUGUGUGGCAACUGUUGGUCGUUGCUCUAGUGCAGUUCUAUGCAUGGAAUAUGACGACUCUACGGGAAUACUGGCUGCUGGUGGUAGAGAUACAGUAGCAAAUAUCUGGGACAUCCGUGCUGGCCGGCAAAUGCACAAGCUUUUAGGUCAUACAAAAUGGAUACGCUCAAUAAGAAUGGUAGGAGACACCAUAGUUACCGGUAGUGACGAUUGGACCGCUAGAUUGUGGUCUGUUUCUCGAGGAACAUGUGAUGCUGUUCUAGCAUGCCAUGCUGGCCCAAUCUUGGCUGUCGAGUAUUCUGCACUGGAUAAGGGAAUAAUAACUGGUUCAACUGAUGGACUUCUCCGUUUUUGGGAAAACGAGGAUGGGGGUAUUAGAUGUGUGAAGAAUGUCACCAUUCACAGUGCUGCCAUACUGUCAAUCAGUGCUGGGGAACAUUGGUUAGGAAUUGGAGCGGCAGAUAACUCUAUGUCUCUCUUCCAUCGGCCACAAGAGAGACUCGGAGGCUUCCCUAACACGGGUGCAAAAAUGGCUGGGUGGCAACUAUACAGAACCCCACAAAAGACUGCAGCCAUGGUACGAUGUGCAGCUUCAGACCUCGAAAGGAAACGAAUAUGCACUGGUGGUCGUAAUGGCCUUCUAAGGCUCUGGGAAGCAACAAUCAACAUCUGAGGCAACAUUAUCAUUCAUCAUCAUCAAUUCAUGAGGAAAUAUGAUUCAAAGAGUUGGCUAGUUUCACCUAAAAGGUAUACUUGGUUGAUGUAAUAUUUCAGCGGUGCAAUGUACAGAAAAGUGAGUACUCAUUACAAGAAGGUGAAGCUACCCUCGUGGAAUGCAGAGGAAAGUGAAUCAAUGCCCCAAUAUUAAUUGAUUUUCUCUUUGGGGUAGCCAGAUGUGGAUUUUUGCAAUUAACGGCUAACUUGAUUAAAUCAAGGAUUUUAGAUUUACUUUGUCUGUUUGUUCAAAAUUUUAUUUGUUUUCAUUCUUACAUAUAUUGGAAUAUAGCAUAAGUAUAUAAGAGAUAGGUGUGUUUGAAGGUGCAAGUGUGAGGUUUCAAUCAAAUUUUUGUAGCUAUUGAUGUCAAAUUAGUGUGUUUGUUGUAGAAAAGUGUUAAGACCUCUAAUUCAUAAAAAUCUACAUACAUUGGCAUAGCACAUUCUUCCC